Molecule: messenger RNA, 1881 nt
Organism: Cyclocybe aegerita
Lineage: Eukaryota; Fungi; Basidiomycota; Agaricomycetes; Agaricales; Hemipholiotaceae
Source: the annotation of a GenBank genome assembly
AUGCGCCUCCGCCCGGUCACUGCCCCCCUGCUUCCCGUGCUUCUUUGCACAGUCCUCUCACAUCUUCAGCCAGCCUGCGCCUCUGCCGUGGCCUUCUAUGACCUCCCGGAACGACGCACUAUUCUCGGGCCGGACAAUGUCUUCGCGAAACGCGACAGCGACCACCACCACCACCAUGGCACACCUUUACUAGUGCUGAACGAAACCGAAGUUACUAUGUACCAUGCAUCUACGCCUCCAUCCUAUUACACAAUCGAUUGGGAUGAUCAUGGUCAUGAAGAACGUCAUCCCGGUCUUAUGAUCGCACAUGGCAUUUUUAUGUCGUUGGCUUUCUUCGUUUCGCUGCCGAUGGGUAUUGCCCUACGGAGUGUGAAACAUGCUGCUCAUGGGAUUGUGACUUUGUCGUUCUACGGGUUUUGUGCCCUUGGCUGUGCUGCAAGUGGGCUGUAUCGCAAGUUGACCCCAAAUAUGUAUGAAGGUGCCGUCCACCGCACACAGGGUUACCUUGUCAUACUGGUCGCCGUCUCUCUAUCAACACUCGACAUCAUCGAUGUCGUUCGUCGAUUCGUCGUAUUCAUUCGAGGUUCUGACAGAUCCUUCAAACUGUUCUGGAGGUCUGUCAUCAAAUGGGAGGAUGCGCCAGCAACUGGGCCAGAGUAUUCUGGGCUGAUCGCAGAUGAGCCUGAGGAGUUCGAGUCUGCAAAGAUUACUCGGGAUUCGCUCGAGCUCCAAGACGUUCAUUUGCAUGGCAAUGAUGGCGAAGAAAGUCGCACGCAACGUUGGGCAAACUCUGUACAUCGCCAUCAACGUCAUUAUUCGCUCACAUCGGAACACACCGUCUUCGAUGCACAUUCUCCUCAUCAGUCGGACGACACCUUGCACGACGCCAAGGGUCGUCGCGGUCAACUAGUACCGAAGCGGCUUCUACGUCAAGUUGGUGGCAUAGUGUUCGCUACUAUCGAGCGCUCUCUGGUGGUGAUGGGGCUCAUUCAAUUGCUCAUUGGUGUCGUCACGUAUACAGGAGGAUGCAGGGAAAACUACCUCAAUGGUUGUUUGGCGCAUUUGAUCAAAGGAGGCAUAUUUUGGUCCUACGGGCUGUUGACAUUCGCUCGGUUCCUAGGAUCCUACGCGGAUCUCGGCUGGGCAUGGAACAGAUCACCAUCGGGCAGUAAAUACACGGCUGAAUUUGUUGAAUCCUUCGUCAUUUUCCUUUAUGGAGCGACGAACACGUGGAUGGAAAGGUUCGGAGCGAAAGCGGGCGAUCCGUUCACGACAAAGCAGAUUCAACAUAUUGGAAUUGCUGUCAUGUUCUGCUUCGCUGGACUCGUCGGCAUGGGUAUUGAAUCUAAGAGAAUCCGCAACUGGCUCGUAUCUUCGACUUUUGCAUCCAUUUCUCAUCCUUCGGAGCUCCCUCGUGAGGCUGUCGAGGAACCGCCCAGCUAUGCUGCCAGUUUCAACCCCUUCCCAGCCCUCGUGAUCGGAGUGACAGGUGCGGCGAUGGCUGCACAUGCGCAGACAUAUCUGUUCCAAGUCCAAAUCCACUCCUUGUGGGGGAAUCUGCUCGUCGCCUUCUCUGUCUUACGCUGCUUCACAUAUUUCUUCCUUUGGCUCGGUCCACCAAAGUCGAUUCUCCCUUCACGACCUCCAACAGAAGCCCUCGGCAGCUUCUUCCUUGCCUGCGGAGGCUUGGUAUUUAUGUUGUCGACAGAAGAAGUGACGAUUGCUGCAAUGAGACGAGGGCGAGAUGAUGUCAUGAUGUUCCUCAAUGUCGCUGUUGCCUUGACCUGUUGUGCCUUCUGCUGGACACUAGCGGUUGUCGGAUUCAAGGGAUGGCUGAAAUCAAGAUCGCAGCCCCCCGUCACCUAUCGGAACGCUGCAUGA